This is a messenger RNA of Amborella trichopoda, 2699 nucleotides long. RefSeq names its product 65-kDa microtubule-associated protein 9. The record is from RefSeq and is a predicted model, not a curated record. Gene Ontology annotation, molecular function: microtubule binding. Lineage: Eukaryota; Viridiplantae; Streptophyta; Magnoliopsida; Amborellales; Amborellaceae. Gene Ontology annotation, biological process: microtubule cytoskeleton organization. Gene Ontology annotation, cellular component: cytoplasm; spindle.
CUUGCAUGACUGUCAAUAUACAAUAAAUAAAUACGUUUGAGGUGGUUGGCAACCUGCCAUGCAAUCUUCCAAAAACAGGUUGCAUUUUGGUAGAAAGUAGGAACCCAGAUGAAACCCAUGACAGGAUAUGAUUGUUACUCCCUUUUUAGCCAUAUUCCAAAGAGAAAACACCUCAAAGUUCCUGGGAAAUUUUAUGCUCACUUUCUCUCUCAUCCCAAGAGACAAGAGCUGUCCCUUUAUACAUUUUUGGCAGAUCUCUUUGUAAAAACCAUAGUUUGGACUCCAUUCUCAAAACAUCAAUUUCUCAGUCUUAGAUGAGAGCCGUACCACUUCAAAUAGAUGUAUCCCAACACAAGCCAUGACCAGCCCAAGCUUUGUAUAUAUCUCCAGAGAGAUGGGCUUGAGCAGCCAGAACCACCAUGGGCAUCUCUUUUCCACGAGCUUCAGAUGAUCUGGGAUGAAGUGGGGAAGCCACGCAAUGAUAGGGAAAAGACAUUAGGGGAAAUUGAGCAAGAGUGUCUAGAGGUUUAUAGAAAGAAGGUUGAUCAUGAAAAUUGUUUCAGAGCUCAGCUACGCCAAACCACUGCAGAUGCGCAAGCAGAGCUUGCUUCCAUAUGCGCUGCAAUGGGAGAACGGCCAACCCUUCAAAUUCAGCCUGAACAGAAGCUGGGUGGCUUAUUGGAAGAUCUGAAUUGUACUUUAUCCCAGUUAGAUGAAAUGCGGAUGAGGAAAAGCAACAGAGUGCAGAAAUUCAUGGAUAUUAUGGCACAGAUACAGAUGCUUUCAGAUGAAAUAAAUGACUCUGUAAAAUGUGAUCACCCAAUGGUUUCAGUGGAUGAGAAAGAUCUCUCUCUCAGGAAACUUGACGACUGCAUUAGAAAACUAGAAACACUACGAAAGGAAAAGAGCGAUCGCGUAAAACUGGUUCUGGGGUAUUUGAGCACCUUAAAAUCAACAUGUUCGGUACUUGGCAUAGAUUUCCUGCAUACAGUUCGAGAGGUAUAUCCAUCUCUGAAUGACUCUGCAGGAUCAACAUGCAUUAACCAUGAUACAAUAGAGAAACUGGGUACAUUGACAGACAGGCUACAAAAAGUAAAAAGGCAGAGGAUGAAAAAGCUUCAAGACUAUGCGACAACAAUGCUGCAACUCUGGAAUCUCUUGGAUACACCAAUUGAGGAGCAACAACCAUUCCAGGAUACUACCAGCAACAUAGCUGCUUCAGAACAUGAAAUGAUUGAACCCAACUCCUUGUCAAAAGAUUCUAUCCAUCAGGUUGAGUCAGAGGUUAUAAGACUGGAAGAGCUGAAAGGGAGCAGGAUGAAAGAACUUGCACUUAAGAAGCAAUUGGAUUUGGAAGAAAUUUAUCAGAAGUCACACAUGUUGGCAGAAACAGAUAUUGAAAGCGAAUUUUCCGUUGCUUCAAUAGAAUCCGGAAUGGUCAAUCCCUCUGCUCUUCUAGAUAUCAUGGAAGACCGAAUUGCCAAUGCUAAAGAGGAAGCUCUUAGCAGGAAAGAGAUAAUUGAAUUGGUCGAAAAAUGGCACGCUGCACGUGUGGAGGAAAGCUGGCUUGAGGCUUACAAUAAGGAUGAGAAGCGGUACAAUACUGGCAAGGGUAUGCAUCUGACGCUGAAGCAUGCAGAGCGAGCACGCAUAAUAGUUUCUAAACUUCCUGCAGGUAUGGUUGAUUCAUUGAUAGCCAAGACCUCAGUCUGGGAGAGAGAAAGAGGAAAAGAAUUUAUGUACGAUGGGGUUCCUCUCAUCACUGUGAUGGAAGAAUAUCGUAUUAUGAAGCAGGAAAAAGAACAAGAACAACGAAGAAAGAAGGAGCAAAAAAGACGUCAAGGGCAGCAGACGAAAGAGCAGGAGGUCCUAUUUGGUUCAAAACCAAGCCUAGUAAAGCCACAAUCUGCAAGAGACACACCCAAUAAGCAUAGACCCAAUUCAACGACUCCAAAUGGAAGGCUCUCUCUUGGAGUAACCUCGUCAAACAAUCCAAUACCCGGAGGUUUACAAUCCCCAAAGGCAACAACGGUGGCCUCAACUCAUGGUGUAACACCCAGAAGUGAAGGAAGAAAACUCCCUAAAAUUGAUGAUAUCUCUACAAGCAAUCAAAUCUAUCAAUGCUUGGCAGCCCAAGGAAAUGGAAGCUCGACACAGUUGUCCCGAAGGCCAUUUUCACCCAGACUAAAAAAACCCCCAGACGAUUUCAAAAGAACUGAUCACACAAGCCCAAAAGAUACAGCUUCAACUAAGUUUCCAGCUUCCAAAGUCUCUAAACAAAACAAUACCAGUAAAGAGGAGCUCAGAAGCCCAAACUUGAAGUCUAACACCACGUCAACAAACUCUGCUUCGGUAGUUUGCAUACACAUGCAGACUCAGAAGACUGUAGCCCCUUUCCAAAUCUCAUCUCAGAUGACCACUUCACAAAUGCAAACACAGACAGCAUCUGCCAAUCUUUUCAGUGGAACCAAUAUGGUGGCAAGUUCGCCCAAGGUGCCGCAUGUUGAGUACUCAUUCGAAGAAAUAAGAGCUGGUUUUGUCUUACCAGACUUGCAUGUGAGCACAGUAUAGACUUGAAAAGAAUUCAACCAAAUAAGCAAAGAACACAACUAUGCUACUAGCAUGAGAAGCUUAUUUCUAACAGCUUUGUUGUAAAAGAUAAGGUAACCAGUGCUUAUAUAGAAGGUAAAUUUAUUUUA